UCCUGCUUUGCAGUGACGUGAGAAAAAAUUCAAGUAUCCGAUACUUUUUUCAGAAACGAAAAUAGAGAAACUAGCUACCUGAAGUGCUACCUAGUUGGAUUUGACAAAUAAAACAACGAACAUUAUAUAUAUCAACCCGUACCAACAACUCCUGAAACGUGGUCAGCGCCGUGAGUGCUACCGCGUGUCCCCGCUUCUACUGCUAUGUUUCCCUGUCCGUGGGAAGUCGCUGAGGAGUGCGUCGAGGAAGUUGUCGGUGAGAUCGUCCAGGAGGGUGGCGAGCGCAUUCACUACCACCGACUCGCGGAAAAAUCUACUCCCUUCGCAGCGCAGGCGGCCUCGAAAACAAUACUGUCGCAGCUCGGCAUCGCCUUUGUGCGUCACGAGUCUCUGGAAAACGACGAUUUCCACUUGGAAAAAAUCCCAAACAUACAACCCAACCCCGCGGAUUACUGGGGCAGGAUGCUACGACCCAUCAUGCCCAUGGACGAGCAUGAGAGAAGAGUAAAAGCACAGGAGGACGCCGCGGCAGCGAUGGCAUCGCCAAGUGGGGGCGGGGGAAAAACGUCACCAGGUGCGAUAUUAAUUUUUUUUUGUGCUUUUCGAGUGGUACUUAGAAGCGCUCCUCAGAUGGCCACGCGGAGGACGGGAAUGAUUGUGAUUCGUUAUCGACUUUCCAGCAAUGAGAAUGAAGUUGAGCAUGAUUUUUUUAUUCUAGGAAGAUCAAGAUUCAUGUAGCAGUAGGAGCGAGUAGCGCUUGCUCUGCCAUGCGAAAAGUAAAACAAACCUGACCAGGUGGUCGCAGCAAGAAAGGUGGCGCAGCCAGUUCCGACGCGGGAAAAACCGAUUCCAGAAUGGACGACCUGGCGAAUAGAAAAACGAAAUUACAGGAGGACAUCCAGGAGGACGAGGAGGAAAACAAGUACCGCCAGGUCAAGGAGCGCGAGGAGAAAACCAAGCAAGAGGCAAUUGCAAAGGCGGAGAGCGACAAGAAAGCGGGGGAAGAACAGAAGAGAAGGGCGGACAAGUUGCUCGAACAGAUGGCGCAACAAACCUGGACCUUUGAUACAGCGGGGAAACUGAUGUGGGUCGACCCAGCAGACGGAAACAAGUAUUUUUUAGCGGUUCCGGUCCUACUGUUGGAGAUGCACGACUAGUCCUGUUCGUAUGCAUGAUAAUUGUGGCGCAGCAUCUGUAUCUGAUGUAUGCAUGGCGAUGUGAACGUUGAGUUACGAAAACGAAAACAAAAACAAUUCAUUGUUUCAGGUUGCCCAAAGUAAUAUCGGAGAUCACAUCAAAGGGAGAAGCGGUCGGGAAGAAGACGAGCAAGAAACAGGGAGACAGCCCCUCACCAGAAAAGUCACCGAAGUCCAGGUCAAGGUCACCCGGAGCGAAAAAGAAACCGAAGGGCGUACUGACUUACUACUAUUACUAGAACACAAAUUUGUGAUGCAUGCUUGCGAUUCUAUGUCUAUCAUGGUGAUGGAUUCUUUUGUACUAAGUAACGCAAAGGUACAAUAACUUUAUACGACAGCCACAAUUCACCGAUGGUUUCACGCGGCUACAAUCCGAGCAACCGCCGAUUACAGAAACGAUGAACGUAAAAUCCGGCGUGACUUUGAUGUCAAAGGGGCAGGUGAAAAAAGGUGGCCCAUCCGACGACACAAGGAUGAGCCGAACGAAAUAUCAGCAGUUUCUCGAGGCAGAACAGUCUGGGUAAGUGCAGCUGCGUUGGAACUUCAAUCAUGUGUUUUCCAUAUCCUUUUUGCAUGAGUUUUGUAAGCAUGGAUUCUCGUAGUUGUAUGUUCAUCACCUACCUACUGCUUUUUGAGUUGAUGUCUGUUUUGGUCGAGCGCGAACUCUUGGAUGCUCGUCAGCACAGUCAACUCAAAAUCAAAAACAGGCAAGCAACAAGCGCAACCUUCUACACGGCGACUCAGAAGACCGAGCCUGCAGCGGCUCCAGAGUUGCCACCACUAGACGUACAACUUGUUUUGAAUCUGUGAUUUUCAUGAAGGGACUCAAUGUGUAUAGGGCAUGACCAUUAUAUUGAUGAUUUGUAUUGCACAUGCUUCUUCUUGGUCGCAUGACGAAAUAGAGAGUAUCAAAGCGAAAGCGACAUAUAGAUAAUCACCGACCUAAUCCAAAAUCAAAACUUAAACUAGGUCUCCCAAGCGUCCCCCGGCCCGAAAUCCGGUGCCGGCAGUGCCGCAGGUUCCGCGCGCGGUAGCGCCGCGGGAUCGCUGGACCAAGACCGUCCGGGCGGCUCCAUGUUCGGCCCGCUCUCCGCACCCUCGACCACAAAAGACUGGCGGCUCAAGCGGGACGCAAUCGGGAAUCUCGGCCGGUUUCCCCGGCACCACGUGGGCCUGCUGGGAACCACGGCUUCCGCUGGGUUCGCCAGGUGUCUACCGCAGCCGAUGCUCGGAGCCACCAUGGGCCACGGCUUGAAGAAGAACGAAUCCUUUUUCUUCCCCGACACGCUAACUACGAACGAGUUUGAAAGAAGCAUGAGCCGCGCGAGCACGACCGGGAAGUCAUUGUAUCAAUUCAGAACAUUUUAUUCUUUGUGUCUUACUUUUUUCUAGGUUUUAUAUAAACACGGUUGAAAUAAUUGCACCGUGCCCACGGCGUGUGGGAGUCCUCGUUUGGACUUUUUUCUGAGAGAUGUAAGUCUUGUUUUUGUUGAUUCACACACACUGAUCAUAAUGGCUGCUCGUUGUGUGCUCUGUGUCUUCUAAAACCAUUCGCACGCUGCUACACCUGCGCAAGCCUCCUACUUCGCGUUGUGUCGGGCCGUCGCCGGCAGCGGAUGCGCUGGCCAUGAGCGGCGGCGAAGGAAUGGAUACUAGCUCUCACGGCGAGGAAUGCAAUACUGCCGUCGCGCCGAUGGAGGGCACCGGCGACGACUUAACUCCUGAAGAACAACCUACGGCGUCCAUGGUUCAGCCGGACAAGCGUGCUGCUUCAUCUGCGGGCAACUUUUCCUUCGACGCGUUCAAACAUGGCAAGUUGCAAGGCAACUUUGCAACCAACGGACCUACUGACAGUAGCAUGUUCAAGAGCGACGGAUUCCAGGGCCUCAAAAAACCGUACAGCACCACUUUGGACCUCGAUCAUUGCAUGCCGCUGGAGAUGAAGCUGGAGCCGGGGGGUUACGUUGUCGGUCAAGUUUUGAACUUAGGCAAAUGCAGCAAGACCGGAAAUCGCACCGACGGCUACUUCUUCGUCCAGCCCAUUGGAUACACGAGCAUCGGCGACUGGGUAGCAACCAAAAACGAAUACGGAAACUACAAAGGCAUCUACACGACUUUCAACUCCACGAGGGAACAGAAGCCCGGUCUCUACCAGAAGGGGACCUACUGCCGUUUCAUCAUCGACAUUUACACUAGAGGCUGGAUCGCCAAGGACCUCCACGUCAUUCCAUCCCCGAACUCGCCAUACCACAUGAGGCUCCAGGCGGGCGAGAUUUUACCUCCUAGCGGCUACACGAGCCAGCCGACGCCUGCCCCCUGGGCAGCCAGCGCCAAGACAACGGAGAACCCGCUAACUGGUGACAUUAUCGAACACUUCCCGGCGUUAGAGCAGCGCGCAACAAGUUCGUCCUCGACUACCUCCUUCGCCAACAAGACAACCACAACGGGCAUCACCGAGGAGCAGGUGAGGCGAAUUGUUGCCCUCGAAGUGGUGAAGGUUACUGACGUGAAGAACAAGGAAAUCGCCGAGCUGAAGGGGAGAUUUGAGCAGCUUGACCGGGAGCUGACUACGGUGGCUGAUAACUCCGUGAGCCAUCUCUGUAUUCAUCGCGACGAUAUUGACGACCUCUACGAUCGCGUCGGGCGUGCGGAGGAUGUGCUCUGCACGCAGCAGGACGUCAUCGAAUCCCACGGGAGCAGAAUCACGGCGCAGGAGGAGAAGCUGGACAAAUGUGAGAAACACAUCUACACCAAGCUAUCGAAGUCGGUCAAAGCCCUCGUGGAUGAUAUUGAUGAGGUAUUGCAUCGCUCUGCUUCUUCUUCUUCUUCUUCACCUUCAGUCGAGCUACAGCUUGCGCCAGAACGCCAAGAGCUGAUACGCAUCACACCGCCUGACCCGUCCUUCGUGCGCGUGAGUGCGCGGCGGGCCCUUUGUGGUCAACGUGGUCAUGCACAGCAGGCAAGAGCGAUGAUGUUGCAGCAAGAAGUAGAUGUCUCUGUCGGUCCACAGUAUUUUCCUCUCUCUUUCAAUAUUGACACUUCUGACUUCUCUCCAGAUGCAGCAGCAGAUGAUGGCCGUGAAGCUAACGAACGGAAAGGACCCGACAGCACCAGCACCGACGGCGCAGGCACUGUCAUCGAAGACUGCAGUGCAGGGCAUGGAGACGGUUGUUCCGGACUCGGAGGCACCGACGUUGCUCAGUGCCGCGUCGGAAAAUCUGCAUGUUUCCGCGGUCGAUGCAUUGCGGAAAGGAAUGGUGCGGCGCAAACGACCCGAGCGGGGCGAGAUUUUGGAUUUUCGCGUGACACAGGGCGAGCAAAAACGGGCGAGGGAGGUGGAAGCGCCAGGAGCCGACGACGUGGAGGAGGAGGACCCGGUGUCGCCCAUGACCAAGAGCAAGAAGACCAAGACGGACAGCAAACCAGCGGCGCCCCAGCCUCCUGCUGCUGGGAGUAUGGUCGGCGCUUGAGCACCCUCGUGUUUUCGAAUUUUGUCGCACUUCUUGGUGUUGGGUUUUUGAUUAUGACCUUGUUUCUGUACUUGAUGAUGAACAUCUCCUUGUUGCUGAUUUUGGACUACCUUCCCAUCGUUCUGGAAUUGCUGCUGACUUUACUGCCCACACGUGCCGCGCGGUUGUUCUCGGCACCUGCAGCUUGUCCCUACGAAUUGUUAUUGACCCUGAUGCUGUACGUGUUGUUAAAUUUCUGGACUUCGACAAUCACGUUCCGCGAUAAGACGGGCGCACUCGGCAGAACUUGGAGAUGGUGGACAAAGAGCCGCCGGAAGCCUGGAGAGGAAGACUGUGAAACGAGGACAAAGUGCCUCGGCGUUUUCCCUGUCGAAUGUGUUGGCUUCGAUUCGAUUUCAAGAUCUGCGAAAAACUUUGACUUACUGCUGGUUGGAUUUUGGAAAGGACUUGUACUCUCUGUGCGCUCAACUCUGCGAACUGCAACCUGUCGGAAAAAGAAGAAGCGGCGUUUUGCCGCCGCUGGCUCGGUCUCAUUGCGUGUUCUCCGCUCUGUCUUUUUGCUCUUCGAAGCUCUACCUGUUGCCUUUGCUGGGGGGCAGGGUGAGGAUGACUCGUGUUUCAAAAUCGCGAAGUACCGCCUCCGCAAUACCGCGGAACGGGUUGGCCGUGCGGACGAGUAUGCGGCGCUUGUUCGCCCAUCCUACUACCAGACGGUCGCGAAAGCUGCGGCGGAACGGAAGGCGGAGAAAGCUCGACGCGGCGAAGCCGCAACCGGUGGCGCGGAAACCGGCGGCACUGGGAAACCGAAUGGGGCGACAUCAUCUUCAGCUUCAUCAUCAUCGUCUUCGGCAUCGUCGUCAUCUUCUUCUUCAUCUAGCUCAUCAGCACUUCCUUCCUCACGUCAGAUUCCGACUGCUGCUGCGGCCUGCGACUACACCUGCUUCAACCGGGGCCCAUGUGAGUACGGGGCUUUCUCCUCUUCGCGGUCCUACACGAGCAAGGUCAUCACGAUCACAACCCAGAACUGUCGCGAGGCCCUGAUUGGAGGGAAAGCCCGCGACAAGAUCCUCCGUUGCGCCCCGAAGAACACCGACAAAUACGAAAUUUUGGCGCUGACCGAAUGCCGCUGGGGGAAGAGCGGCACGGGGCUACAGGGGGUGAGGCGGAUAAAUGGCGAAGUCGUGGGCGAGGUCGCUCCCGACCUUGACAGCGACUCCGAUUGUGGCGGACCACAGCCAUUAGAGACUUCCGAUUUUCUGUGUCGUGGCUCGGGCUUUAUCUCGGUGUUAGGACCAGGCGCGGGUAUAGUUUUGCGGGGUGGACCGAUAUACCAGGAGCUUGCGAAGCUCAGCGACCCGGACCUUGCGGCUCAUUUUGUUGUACGCGAGCGCGUCGUAGUUGGACUGUUUCGGGGCUUCACGCUUUUCUCGGUAUACGCGCCAGCCUCUGGGGAUAAAUACGCAGUUGCCCGAUUUUUCCGCGAUUUGAACCGUUUUGGGCAGGAGUUGUUGCGGAAAACCGGUCGGCGGGACCUUCCCUACUUCUACGCUGGGGAUUUCAAUGCGCAUGUCGGCAGCGACCAGUCCGGAUUUGCGAUCGGGGAGUUUGCCUCCUCCAAGGCUUCUAGUCCCAAAGGGGUGCAGCUGGCGCGGACUCUGGCUGCGGGGAACUUGCGGCUGGCCGACACCUUCUUCGACUUUGCCACCCAGGACUCGCGUGCAACUUUUCUGCGACGGGGCUGCGAUCCAACGGAAAUUGACGGGUUUGUAACGGCCGGAAGGUGGUUGGGACGGGUCUCGAGUGUCGAGCUUUGUCGCGAGCUGCGGGACGUUGUGGUGGGGAAGGAGGAGGCUGACGGCGAUUAUGUACUGGACCAUUACGGUAAGACGCUGCGUUUCACGUGCACGCAGCCUCCACCAGAAGAUGCUCCAGACGACGACAAGCGGACGGCCUUCAACUACGUGGGAGUGGUGCCCUUGACCCCGGACGUCUGUGCUUCCUUCUCGUCGAAUGUGUCGGAAGUUCUUGGUGAAACUUUGCGGAAACCGGAUCGGAGCUCGCCAAAGCCAACACUUCAGGAGGUUUUAUCUGCUAUCACGGCGAGUGAGCAUCUUGUACUCGAAACCGGACCAGAGCGGCUUUUACGACAACAGGCAUGCGAGAAGCACAAGAAGAAGGCUGCUGCCGAGUUGCCGCCCGUCCUCGCCGCGGACCCUAGCAAGCCCGCUAAAGUUCAGGCGGUUUGGAAGCACCUCGGCAUUGCAAAGCGGCGGAAGGGGAACAGCACGGCGCCGACGGGAUGGGCGAAGCACUAUCUCGAGAACGUUAUCCGAAAAGAAAGCAGUUCGUCGACUUUCCCUGCUGCGGAUUUUGUCGAACAUGUUACGGCGGCCAGUGUUGCAAGCCUCGACGCCCCGAUCACAGUGGUGGAGUGGAAGCAGGCGGUGAAAGACGUGAAGGCCGGCAAUGACGUACAGGUUUGGUCCAAGGAAAUUUUUUCUGCACUGGAUGACGCGACGACGCAGGUCCUCUUGGACGCGAUCGAGGGCGACUUGCGACGGGGUGUGGGGUUGCGGGAAAUUGACGAGAAAUACAGGACAACAAAAAUCUCUUUGCUCCACAAAAGCGGAAGUAGGGAGGAUUUGAAUAAUUUCCGUGGAAUUAGCGGGGUGCCUACCCUCUCCAAGAUUCUUGCUCAUCUCUUCACGAAGCGGCUGCAGGACGUUUUGAUCCGCGAGAAUCUGUACGACGAGGAAAACUACGGGUUUGUGUUUGGUCGAAAUGCUUCGGAUGCGCUUGUGCUAGUUCGGCGCCUUGUCGAGUGCAGCCGGGAUUAUUCCGACUUCGAACAAUUCCAGGAUGUAUGGGCCGCUUUUAUCGAUUUGAGGAAAGCUUUUCCAUCGUUGUGUUGGAAUGUUACAACGGAAAUCGUGGAGCAUAUGGGGAUAGCCUCUACCCUCGGGUGGAGAGCUCUCGCCGCUUGUCACCGUGACAUCAAGUGCCGUGAAGAGCGCGAGCGGGUGAGUUUUGACUUACCAUUAGGAUUGCAGGAGGGCUGUCCGUCCAGUCCUUGCAUCUUCGUCAUGGUGUUCAGCGUGAUCGGCCGGGCACUACGCCAGGCGCGUGCCUUGCUUCCUUCGCCGGGAGGUAACGUAGACCGCAGAGGGGUGCAGCUUCGCUGCGCCACGGGCACGCACGUAGCAACCGAAAAAGAGAAAUUGGAGGUCUUGCUGCGGCCGUCCCAGCAGGCUUCGGUCUCCACGUCGCGCGUGGGUUCCACGAAGUUUGCGGACGACUCAAAUUUUUGGGGAGAGUCGAAAAACGGAACACCAGACUCGCACGUUCUGGAUGCCACGCUGCGUGUCCUGGCUUCGGCCAGGAUGGAGGAGAAUUUGAAGAAGCGGGUAGUGGGCAAAUUGGCAGACGUAGUGGUGAAGUUUUUAGGCAUUUGGCUGUCAGACGAAAAAGACACCUCCGAGCGGAUAAACCGUGCCUGGAAGGCAUUCCACGGGGCGCAGCGGCUUCUCGUCGGUUUUGGGGAGCUAAACAGGACACACCGGCGUGCCAUCGUCGUGGCGCUUGUGCGGGGGACUAUGCUUUACGGUGCAAAUGGUCGCUCGUUCUCGUCGAAAGAGCUCGAGGAACUGAACACCGCCGAAAGCAGUAUUUUGCGCCGCCUUUUCAACACCUCGAUGCGGCAGAUGGAUGCGGCGCAGAUUUCCCAUGCUGAUCUUCGUUGUCACCUCGAGAUACCGCCUCUGGCUGUGGAGAUCGCCUAUUCAAGGCUGUCGCACGGGGGCCACCUUCUUCGUCGGGGCCAGUCCUAUCCGCCGCGGCAGGCCUUUCUUGGUCGCUUUGUUAUCAGCGCCGCCGAUCCUGCGAUCACACCGGAAUCGAAGCCGGAAUUUUUCCUGCUGCCGCCAAGCUCUUCCCGCGUGCCGUCUGUCUACGAAUCCUUCGUCGAUGCAUGUGCGUCGGCGAAGAUCCCGGUCUCGGAUUUUUCUUCCUACCUGGGGCAGGACUCCAGGAGAGAGUGGUACGUGAGGACGAGAUCUUGGCACAUUGAUGCCACGAUGCAGCAUUGGUUUUUUCCGUCCUGGUCCUCGGCCACUUCUGACGAACGUGUUGCUGCUGCAUUUGACAAGCUGCUGAAGAAGUACGGAAUCACGGACCAGGAGUACGACGCUGCGUAUGGUGAUCGGCCGCGGGUGGCGAAGAAGCGAGCGGUCUUGAAGGCCACUCGCAGUCUGGCUGAUUUACGGUCGCGGCAGAUUGCCCUCGAUGGGUCGAUCACGGAUAACCAGACGCAGGAGCUUGUUGCUUCUUCCGCUGGCGUUUACACUACUGCAAGAGGCGACGUCGGGGCCGUGCACUGUGAGGAGUGCAGUUGCGACCUGAAGGGGAGUAGACGGGCGCUCCGAGCACAUUUGCGACUACACCAGCAGGACGAGUUUGUGCGACUUGUCCAGGAGCAGGAUGGUGCGACUUGCACUCCGGUCGAAGAAUUUAUCUACGGGAGGUCGGGGCAGUCCAUCAUUCCACCGGCGUACAAGCAGACCGCGCGUGCUGUGUUGCCGCCUCGACGUUUUCUACCUGACGGGGCCGACAAAUGGACUACUAGACAACUUACCUGCCCGUGCUGCUCGGUCCACGCCAUUGAUUGGCCCAGCUCCUUUCAGAAGAAGGUCGGUGCUGCGAGUCGUAUAAAAACGCACGAGCGGAAGUGCGCCAACUCCAAGAAACUCGACCUUACGGCUGACCUCGAUCCUAUUCCGGAGUGUGCCGACGUUGAGCGACGAGGCGAUGAUGAGAAAUGAUGAAUGGCGUUGCUAUUCGAUCUCGACCACAGCAUUCUGCACUACCCAUUUUUCGAAUGCUGCGCUAAACGAUAACGAGGACACGUCCCAAAACCCCUAGCAAUCCUCCCCUAUGCUAGCAAGAUGAUGAUGAUGAUUUGUGCAUGAAAGAAAAGGACUGACCACAUUUUGAGCAGAGCGGACACGGCAAGCAAACUGAUGAAUCUACUGCACAAAAAAUUCUAUCAGUUACCGCAACGCCUCUACCACCGAAGCAACCACCUUCAGCGACUUGAUGGAGCGUGACCGGCGAGAGGUGGUUACGAGCAUUCGCCGCAUGGACAUCCGGUCGAACCUGCGGUCUGGCGGCGGCCGAAUGCAAACGCGGGAGAAAGGGAGAGCGAUUCUGGACAAGGCUAUGAUGGGGCGAACGCAGUGACCAAGUCCAAGGACAAAAGCCGUGCCGGUCCUCGUUUUCCAGGGGAAUCUACGUUGUAAAAAACUACUAAGCGACGAACUAGCAGCACAACAUGAACUUGUAUUUCUAUUUCGUAGAUUGAUAUGUAGCAAAAACCGUAAAUAAAAUGAGCUUCUGGCUGAGAAAUUAGAGUUAGACAGAAAGCUGCAGCACUGCCCGUCAGCAACACUGCCAGCGGAAGUACUGCCAAUCCACAUCAACGCGAAAGCUGAAAAAUGACCACUUCUGCAGCUUCAUUUCUACUGAAGAACAGAACUCACAACUGUUAAUCCAUCAAUUUACAAUUUAGCAAAGCUUGUUUUACCGUUUGAAAGUUAGAUUUAUCAGCAGCUGGAUGCACGGCUUGCUGUAUCAGAAUUUUAUCGUAGAUGACCAAAUUAUAUGCAAGCCGCUGCUCUACUCCAGUGGGUGCUACUGCUAAUGCUUGCCAGACAUCCCGAAUAUUAUGACGAGUCGAAAGAUAUUAAUGUACACAACUCCAGCUGAAAUCCAAAACCAAAUCUACUAUCCGCGCUGAUAGAUAUACUCCAUUGUACAAUUAUCCAGAGAGAAAGAAGCGCGACCAAAAGAACGUGCUUUUCGUGCAAGAUGGAUGCAGCAGGGAACUCCUCUGCAGUAAAACAGACGCGCGUGUUGAACUAAUUGUACGAAACUGAUGGUGGAGAAGAAU
Messenger RNA from Amoebophrya sp. A120, 10610 nucleotides. Lineage: Eukaryota; Dinophyceae; Syndiniales; Amoebophryaceae. The record is from the annotation of a GenBank genome assembly.